Molecule: messenger RNA, 886 nt
Organism: Drosophila bipectinata
Lineage: Eukaryota; Metazoa; Arthropoda; Insecta; Diptera; Drosophilidae
Source: RefSeq, a predicted model, not a curated record
UUUGUUUUCGGCGCAGCGUUUCAGUUGGAGCUUUGGCAUCUCUCGGCAAACAGCCCUAUUUAGCGCAUAGAAAAUACAUAUUUUUGUUAAGAAGGAAAUUUUUAAGGCUUUUCGACGAUGGUCAACGAGUUGAACAGACCUCAGACUGGGGAUAAUGCUGCACUGAGCGAGCGUCUGGCAGCCUCCAACCUGCAGCUUCAGGAGAUGCAGGAGGAGCACAGGCAGCUGUUGCUGGAGAUGGAGACCCUGCGAACACGCGCAGCCGAGCUAACGCGUCUGAAUGCGCAGCGUCACCAAGUUCGGGAGGCAGCUAGUGAGGCCGCUCCGCUCCAGGAACCGCUAGCCACACAAGAGGAAGUCCCAACUCAGCCAGAUUCAACUAGUGCUCCUCAUCCUGAUCCAGUUCCAUCGGAAAGUCCAGAACCUAACCAAGAGGAGACCUCCACCAGCGACGAGGACAAGGAGGAGACGGCGAGUUACCUUCAGGAGAAGCUGAACGAGAUUGCUAAUCUGAAGGCGCAGUUUAAAAGAGUCCAGCACAUGGUGGACACAACCAAGUUGAUCGAGCAGCAUAUUUCCACCAGGGAGACCUCGCAAAGCUCUUCUUCCAGCCAUAGCAGUCGCCAGACCACGACCUCGGAGGUCCGAGUGCCUGUCCAGAGGGAGGAGCCUGCAUCCAGCGAAGGCCAAAGCCCGAAUGCCUCAGAGAGUGCGCCUCCUGACAACGCAGAGUUACUUAAUGCUAUGCUGAACAUGUUCACCGACUUCACGAGCGAUCUUAGGGGACAGGCGGAAAGCCUCCGGGCUGAGAGGGAUCGAAUUAGGACUCUCAAGGAAGAAAUUAUGCAGCGCAAACAGGGAAAAUAAGACCCACUCUUGCAAUGGU